Molecule: messenger RNA, 1740 nt
Organism: Alternaria alternata
Lineage: Eukaryota; Fungi; Ascomycota; Dothideomycetes; Pleosporales; Pleosporaceae
Product: medium-chain fatty acid ethyl ester synthase/esteras-like protein 1
Exons: 1
Coding region: 281-1606 (441 amino acids)
Biological process (GO): medium-chain fatty acid biosynthetic process; medium-chain fatty acid catabolic process
Molecular function (GO): acetylesterase activity; monoacylglycerol lipase activity
Source: RefSeq, a predicted model, not a curated record
UGUGUUUAUCGCUGAGAAAUAGUUCUGCCUUUCCUUCGAAAUCGGUUCGAACGGAAGCAUCUUUAGGCAAUUGGAUCGCCUAGUAUCAGAUGCCAACCGGCAAUUGAUUUCACUGAGUGACAGAAACGGUGAAAGAGCUAGGAACAAGACGAAAGACAUAUCUUAGGUGCCAAGUUGUACUCUCCAUACGGCCGCACCUCCAGACCUACCACGCAGAUAUCCACCUUGCAAACCUCACACCAAGUCCUCACCAGGCUGUAUCCACCCCCUCACCCUGACAAUGUCGUGGCUUCUAGGCCACAGCAAAACAACCUACACAUCCCACUCCUCCCCAACUCCCCUCGAAACCAAGUCCGGCUCAAAAACCACCUUGCCAGAAAUCGCAAAAUCCUCAAUCCCACCAUGCCGUCUGAACCCUUUCCUCUUCAACGGCCACUUGCAGACUAUGUACACAGCCGUCAAAGACCCAGGACCACCCAUCUACUACAAGCGUCAAAUUUUCGACUCGAACCACUCUGUCUAUCCCGGAACUUUUGCCGUGGAUUUUGUCGUCAGCAAGGAGGAGGGAGAUGCAUCUGCUUCACGGAUGAAAGAAGACAAAGAUGAUACCGAACUGCCCGAACGAACGACAAACUUCACCGCUAAAGAGUGGGAAGGAAUCAGCAGUGACGACGACAAGCCAAUGCUAAUAGCGCUCCACGGCCUAACAGGCGGGUCUCACGAAGUCUACCUCCGCGAAACCCUCUACCCGCUGCUGACCUCUUCGACGCAACCCUGGGCCGCCUGCGUCGUCAACGGGCGCGGCUGCGCGCUAUCCAAAAUCACCACGCCGCAGCUCUUCAACUCGCGCGCAACCUGGGAUCUCCGCCAGGUCAUCACAACGCUGCACGAUCUGUUCCCCAACCGGCCUCUGUACGCCAUCGGCUUCAGUCUAGGCGCCAACAUCCUGACCAACUACUGCGGCGAGCAAGGCGCAAGUUGCACUCUCAAAGCAGCAGUCUCGUGUUCGAACCCUUGGAACCUAGAAGUCUGCAACACGACGCUGCAAUCCACGUACCUGGGCCUGCACAUCUACUCGCGCACCAUGGGCAAGAACCUCAUGGGCCUGUUCAGGAGACACCGCGACCAGAUACUGCUGAAUCCCGGUAUUGACGAAAAAGCCCUCCUAGCAUCCAAGUACCUCCACGAAUUCGAUAGACAUGUCCAGUGUCCUACUUGGGGUUACCCAACCGAAGGCGCGUAUUAUAGAGACUCGCAAUCCGUAGAUGCGGUACUGGCUAUCCGCAUCCCUUUCCUGGGCAUCAACGCGGAAGAUGAUCCGAUUAGUAAUAAAGCGGGCUUGCCGUACCAGGAGGUGUUGCAGAACCCGAAUACGCUGCUUGUUACGACGGAUUGGGGCGGUCACCUGGGCUCGUUCCAGUUGGGUGGCGGGCGCUGGUUCGCGACUGCUGCUGCUUCUUUCUUGCAGAAGAUGCAUGGCGAGGUGAAUUUUGAAGCUACGAAAGGUGUUGAUGGGGGAAAGGAUGUGAAUAUGGGAGGGUUGGAGGGAAAGCAGUAUCCUAUCUUUGAUCCUAAUCACAGGAGGCUGAUAUUGCCUGAUGCUUAGACGUAAAUUGAUAGAUUGGGCAGCCUUGGAGAGUUUUGCAUUGGAUUGUGAAAACUUGUUUUGGGGGUAUCAUAGACUUUUAGAUAUGCGUAGAUCCUGUACAGCACUUUAGACCUCACUCUUUUUUUGUUCUU